AUGGCUCUUCCUAAACGUAUAAUCAAGGAAAUCGACACUUUGACGAGAGACCCUCCACCAGGAAUAGAGGCAUCUCCUAUGGAGGAUAAUCUUCGCUACUUCCAAAUUACAAUUGAAGGACCUUUUCAAUCCGCUUAUGAGGGUGGAAAGUUUCAUUUGGAGUUGUUUUUACCAGAAGAAUACCCCAUGAUGCCCCCUAGCGUUCGUUUCUUGACUAAAAUUUAUCACCCUAAUGUUGAUAAACUUGGUAGAAUCUGCCUUUCCACGCUGAAAAAGGAUUGGAGUCCUGCUCUGCAAAUUCGUACAGUUUUAUUGUCUAUUCAAGCCCUAAUGGGAGCACCAAAUCCAGACGACCCUCUGGAUAAUGAUGUUGCUAAAAUCUGGAAGGACAAUGAGCAACAAGCCAUAAUGAAUGCUCGUGAAUGGACACAAAAGUAUGCUUUGUAA
This is a messenger RNA of Schizosaccharomyces osmophilus, 447 nucleotides long. It is a transcript of the gene ubc13, whose product is annotated as ubiquitin conjugating enzyme E2 Ubc13. Gene Ontology annotation, biological process: protein K63-linked ubiquitination; DNA damage tolerance. Gene Ontology annotation, molecular function: ubiquitin conjugating enzyme activity. The transcript is spliced from 4 exons. The coding region runs from base 1 to 447 and encodes 148 amino acids. Lineage: Eukaryota; Fungi; Ascomycota; Schizosaccharomycetes; Schizosaccharomycetales; Schizosaccharomycetaceae. The record is from RefSeq and is a predicted model, not a curated record. Gene Ontology annotation, cellular component: nucleus.